This is a messenger RNA of Histoplasma mississippiense, 1323 nucleotides long. RefSeq lists its product with no specific name. The record is from RefSeq and is a predicted model, not a curated record. The coding region runs from base 1 to 1323 and encodes 440 amino acids. The transcript has 7 exons. Lineage: Eukaryota; Fungi; Ascomycota; Eurotiomycetes; Onygenales; Ajellomycetaceae.
AUGGGGAAGGAAGAAUCGAUACUAGUAUUCUUCAACACACAUCAUAAGCCUAGAGGUGCUUCAGGAGCGGGAUACAAAUAUGAGAUUGCCCUAGAGAUCCUUCAGCUCCCGAAGAGGCUUGUCAUGGCUGUUGAAAGUGGCAAAUUGGAUAUUCACAGAGUAGUAGUACUAAACCUGAGGUUUCAGGUGUCGGGCAAUUCGUCGACCCCGGUGCCGAAUCUUUUGUUCUUCCUGCAAACAAGGACAGCCGCUGGGAUGACCCAGGAUAUCACUCAGCUCCAAAAGUUGAAUUCAGUGCUUUUCAUCUCUGUUGGCCGUCGAAGCGUCCUGGUUUUGUUUUCCAUGAAGCUUGCUGGUCAAUUGUUCAACAAGUCUAUCAAGACAAGCAAAUCCCUCUGGCACGCAUUCUGGAAGUUUUUCCACUCCCUGCCGGUUUCGCUUACAGACAAUGUUCCAAACCGGGACCAUAACUAUGAAGGCUUAGUUACUCUUGAUGAUCGAUGUUUUCCAUGGUAUGACGAGUUGAAGUACAAUAACUCUAUGUCACCGAAGCAACAGCGUCUGCACCCAAAAGCCAACCCUUACGAAGUGGUUGAUAUUGAUGAUUUUCUCAAAGACAUUCAACGAUCCCCACCUGGCUCCAAGUCGAUUUACACUGCUACUUCUUCCUCACGGACAGAGAAUUGUUUCCGGAUGUUUUGGGACUUCGUCUGGUGUCAUGAGCAUUCGUGCCUAUCUCCUGGAGCCAGGCAUUUUGGAGAACAAGGUUUUGGUCUAAUUCUGAUCGGGGAUUUCUAUUUGAGAUCUGGCAUCAGACUGGAGGGUACUCUACUGCCGUACAAGCAAUUCCCCUCUUCCGCCCAGACUACAGAACAGGCAGAGAGUCUGGAAACUGGGUCUCGCAUUGAGGAACAUUUUAGACGCGAAGUGGAUGAAUACCUCAUCACACUUGAGGCAGUUUUGAUCCUUGCAGCGGGGGAGGAGCGAACAGUUCAUAACUCAUCCAUUGACUGCAACAAGUCUUUGCACAACCACGCGUUAUGGUACAUGGGCAAAACCUUGCUCUUGAUGAGUAUCAGCCUUUAUGUUGGGUUCGUUUUGGUGGUCUCCGUGGUGACAGGCUUCGAUCCUUACGGGGAAUCACAAUACCGAGCUGUGGGCUACCGUGGAUUCGAUUUCAUUAUGCCCAACGCUCAAGCCCAGUUACUCUUGGGCGUGGGACGUCCAGAACCUAAGCAAGUCUCUCGGUUUUCUAUCAAUGGGCCAUCUGGGGAAAUAAUUGAAAACAUUGAGAAUCCAAGUGGACUGAAGAAGGGAUGCUGA